UCCCGCCUGGAACAAUCGUUUGUCAACAGUGUUGUCUGUUCAGUGUAUAAUUGUCCGGAUACCUCCUCCGUACACUAUUUUCCAGAAUGGCUGCAAACGACCAUGACUCCCAUUCAGACGACACUAGUUUCACCGAAGAGGAGCUCCAGCAGGCGAUGUGUGUGCUGGCUGGGAGCGACCCAGAAAACUGCUCCUAUUCCCGGGGUUAUGUGAAGAGGCAGGCAGUGUUCGCCUGCAACACUUGCACUCCGGCUGCUGCAGAGCCUGCUGGCGUCUGUCUGGCCUGUGCCAAUAAAUGCCACGAUGGACAUGAUAUUUUUGAGCUGUAUACCAAAAGAAACUUUCGCUGCGAUUGUGGAAAUGGCAAGUUUGGAGAUUUCAAGUGCCAGUUGAAUCCAGCCAAAGAUGAGGAAAACAAUAGAAACCACUAUAACCACAACUUCAGUGGCUGCUAUUGCACAUGUGAAAGACCGUACCCAGACACAGAGCAGCAGGAUGAAGAUGAGAUGAUUCAAUGCGUGAUCUGUGAGGACUGGUUUCAUAUGAGGCACUUGGGCUGUGCUGUGACUGAACCAGAAGAGCUGGAAGAGAUGGUGUGUGAGGCCUGCAUGAAUAAAGCUCCUCUCUUGUGGACAUAUGCUGCACACUUUGCAGUACAACCUGUGAUCAAAGUCAGUUGUAAUGAAGAGGAGGAGAUGGACGUCAAGGUCGAGGUUGAGGAGGAAAACUGUGAGCAAAAUGAAAGUAGGAAUGAAAAAACAACCUCCAGUGCUGAGCACACAGAGCAAGAGGAAAUGAGAAAGAGGAGCUCCCCUUGCAAACGAACACAUAAGGAAAUGGCAGGCAGCCCUUUAAAGGCCACAACCAAAAGUGAAGUGUGCAGGCUGAAGGAGCUGCAGGCGCAGGGGACAGACAGGCUGAGACAAGGAGCAGUGUUCUGGCCUUACAGCUGGCGCUCCCAGCUCUGCACCUGCACAAGCUGCAAGAAGGCCUAUGUGGCUGCAGAAGUGCCGUUUCUCAUGGAUCUAUCCGACACUGUUUUGGCCUAUGAGAAGAAAGGAUUCGAUGAGCCAUUUGGGAUGCACCCACUAAUAGCCCUGACGAGCUCGAUGGACCGAGUGCAGCAGCUGGAGGUCAUUUAUGGUUUUAACGAGAUGACAGCCUCAAUCGACACGUUUGUACAGCAGCGCACUUCUGAAGGAAAGGUGAUCACAGCGGAAGAUGUACAUGAAUUGUUCGAGGAGCUGCGUGCCAGAAAGAAACGCAGAACCAGUGCAGAGGAUUAGUAACGAGGAGUCUGUGCUGCUGCCAUCGUGUGCUGGCUUCACAUGGUGCUUUGAAUAAAAGAGAUGGCCUCUUUUCUGUCCAAUAAACUGUCUUGCCUGCAACUACUACUGUGCUGUUAAAGCUUGAGUUUGAUCUGAAUAAUAAGUUAAGUUUACAAAUUUUGUUUACCUAAAUUGAUGCCUUAACUCUGAAACUGUUCACAAAAACUUACUUGAAACAUUCAUAGAUAUUGCACACUGGCGCCUUCUAGUUGUUCGCCUACGUUUACAAAUAUGACACAAAAAUGUUAAGAAUGCAGUUUUGAGUUUUUUGCCUUUUUUUGUGGUGGGAUUGAAUUUGUGUGAAUACCAUGUGCCAAAUAAAAUAAAUGACCACUUUUAUGGUGAA
Messenger RNA from Cololabis saira (Pacific saury), 1674 nucleotides. Its product is annotated as putative E3 ubiquitin-protein ligase UBR7. The transcript has 11 exons. Gene Ontology annotation, cellular component: cytoplasm. The coding region runs from base 87 to 1286 and encodes 399 amino acids. Gene Ontology annotation, molecular function: ubiquitin protein ligase activity; zinc ion binding. NCBI's taxonomy places the organism in Eukaryota, Metazoa, Chordata, Actinopteri, Beloniformes, Belonidae. The record is from RefSeq and is a predicted model, not a curated record.